AUGCAAGCUUACAUCUGGUUGGGGCCCACAGCUGCCAUCGACGGCGGCGGCGGCGGAGGAGGAACCUCUGCCUCCACCACCGCCUUCUCUCUCUGUGCCCAUCGGUACUCUCACUCAUCUUGCUGGCCACAUUUUCAUCACAGUAGCAGUCGUGGUGUGCCAUCUUGUUCAGCCACUGCCGGAGGCGGUGGCGGUGUCAGUGGGCGGAAGCAGAACCACUAUACGGUGCUGGGCCUGGCAUCCGAUGCUUCUCCGACCGAUAUCAAAAAGGCCUAUCGCCUUCUAGCUCUCAAGUAUCAUCCUGAUGUCAGCAAGGAUGCAGGAGCACAUGAGACAUUCAAGAGCAUCCGUCUUGCUUAUGAAAUACUAUCAAAUGAAGCUACCAGAAACCAGUAUGAUCGAGCCCUUCGAUAUCAAUCAGAUAGUGCGAAGCAUCAUCCAGGUAGUGACUGGAACUACAGCCCUGAAUAUGAAGAUCAGCUACGGAUCUAUAGAUGGGCUUAUGUGAGGCAAAAAAUGCAGCGGGAAAAUUACUGGCAGCACAAUCGAUCAAAAAACGAGAAAGGAUAUUCCUUUUCUGUUGAAGAAGAACAAGAAGAGUCUGAUGAUGAUGAAGAGAGAGGCCCAUUCACCGAAGUGCUUCAAUCGGCCUUACUUACGUUGUUCCUUAUGCACACCGUUGGAAUACGUUUAUCUCUCACCUUUAGCAGCAUUAUGGCUUUUCUUGACCAAAAGCUGGAUGGUGGAUAUAAGAUUGGUUACUUAAUCGCCUGGAUAUUAGGAGGAACUGGUGGCAUUAUGCUAACAUUGUGCCUUUCGUUUUCAAGUUGGGUAUGUGGGAAAACUAGUAGUGGCAUUGUUGCUUUAGUAGUUGUAUCCAUGUGGUUCGUUUCAAAUCUUGCUAGGUUCGUUCCGCUUCCCCAAGGUGCUCUUCUUACCCUGUUGUACAUGUCAAUUAAGCUGCAGCUAUGCGAAGCUACGCAAAUGAUCAAUGCAAGAAAACUGAAAGGCGUGUUCUUGCCGUACUGA
Messenger RNA from Oldenlandia corymbosa var. corymbosa, 1029 nucleotides. NCBI's taxonomy places the organism in Eukaryota, Viridiplantae, Streptophyta, Magnoliopsida, Gentianales, Rubiaceae. The record is from the annotation of a GenBank genome assembly.